This is a messenger RNA of Komagataella phaffii GS115, 2043 nucleotides long. Its product is annotated as Resident protein of the ER membrane that plays a central role in ER-associated protein degradation. Lineage: Eukaryota; Fungi; Ascomycota; Pichiomycetes; Pichiales; Pichiaceae. The record is from RefSeq and is a predicted model, not a curated record. Gene Ontology annotation, molecular function: protein binding. The transcript has a single exon. The coding region runs from base 1 to 2043 and encodes 680 amino acids.
AUGUUCAUCUACCUUCUAUGUUGUUUCUUGGCCUGCACGAUAGCAGAUCAGUCAUAUCAGUCACAGUACUCUACUUUAGUUAAAGAACUAGCAAACGCGGAAGAGAUAUCUCCUGAUGAUGUGUUCUCUCUAUAUUCGAACUCGCAGCAACAACUAGUGCUGGAAUCAGCAUUGGGUCGUUUUUUGAGUACUGGCCUCAUCAAUGAAGUGAAAAAUAACUGCACAGCCGUCAAUGAGUUAAGGAAGCUCUGUGAUAAUGAUCACAUCGAAGCAUUAGAGUUACUUGCAGAUUGUGGGAUAUACUAUAACUAUUCAGUCUAUAUUCCAUUGGCUGACUCUGUGAAAUAUUUGGAACGACUUUCACAAUUGAGGGUCAAUUCUGAAGAUCACUUCAAGUUGGGAUUUUUGUACAGUAUUGGGGAUCUGAAUCAAACUUCAGCCGAUCAGGGUAGGGCUUUAUUACAUUAUCAACACUCAGCCGAUUUAGGAAACGUUAAAGCUAUGAUGGCAUUAGGAACACGCUACUGGCAUGGAAUUGAUGUCCUCAAAGAUGAAAAUUUGGCAAACUUUUACCAUGUGGCUGCACUCUCUAAGAUAUACCCUCAACAUGAAGAAAUGGUUAAUCCAGUAAUGCCUUUUCCAUUGGAGAAUUUUAACAUCCGAAUUCCAGAUUUUCAUGGAGGUCUCUAUUAUGAGGCUUCUGAGACCCCUUCUUCAAUGGUCAGGUCCUUAGAUGAUAUUCAUCUGUAUGAAAAUUAUGAGUAUACACCAGCGGAUAGCGAUCUGAUUCAGAUAUAUUCUUUAAUGAUGUCAGAUUUUCUGGGAGACUACAUUCAUCCAAGGAAUUAUACUUCGGCUUUUGAGUUGGCACAGAUUUGUGUCCGAAGAGCAGAUUAUCUUUUGGGCGAAUCACCGACGGAGCUCAACUCAGUCGAUGUUUGGUAUUAUACUCGUUGCCAUGCUCUGCUAGGGAAGUUGUAUUUGGCAGGAAGGGGUACUCCACAAAAUAUGGAAGCUGCUGAAAAGCAUCUUAUUAAGGCAACUCUUCCAGAUAUCAAGCUCCCAGCCACUUCCAAAGCUUAUGGUGUUUUUGUUCCAUUAGAACCUUCUCAAGACUUAAAGUAUCUUAACGAAACAAAGCCAGUUCCUCCAUUUAAGAUUCCUAGAGCCAGUUUGAGCCAGUUCACAGUUGAUUUUCAAUAUGGAACAAUUGACUUCCCCAGCCGGGAAAAUCUGGCAAACGCAACUAUAGUAAAUGUCUUGAAUCGCAAUUAUGCCUAUCUCACUAAACCAAGUGAUGAAUAUAUAGUGCGAUUAGGUGCGGCAAAGGCUUGUAUGCCUUUGAUAGAACCUUUAGCGUCCAAUGGUAUGAAAUUAGCACUGCAACAUUUCCUUUUAGGAAACUACAGGGCGGCACUUGUUUUGUAUCUUAUGUCAGCAGAACUUGGCUUAGAAACAGCACAGACGUCUUCUGCUUUUAUGCUGUAUCAGAAAAAUGCAGAUAUCCAUCCAAUACUAACCCCACUAGCUUUAAAAAACUACCAAAGAGCCUUUUUGCAGGGAAACAUCGAUGCUGGUUUAUACUUAGCUGAUGCUUUAUAUGAAACCAAAAUCCAGGGCAAAGAUGCUUAUUUGAGUGCCUACAAAGAAGUGGCCGAGACAAAUGGCGCACAGGGAGCAUAUAACCUUGCAAAUUUAUAUGAAAUGGGAAAAGAUGUACCACAAGAUUUUCAUUUGGCGAAAAGAUAUUAUGAUUUGGCUCUUCGAAGGAAAGAUCAUUUCCUUCCAAUUCAAUUAGCAUUAAUACGGCUCAAGUUGAAGAUGUGGUACAACACUUACUUUGGCUCAUUUAACUCUAAAGAUGAGGCAUCCAGAGUUACGUAUCCCCCAAGAUUUACACAAAUUGGAAACAACGCUGAUAUGUUUACCAAAAUGACCUUUUUGGAGUCAGCAUUAACCAUGUCUUUUAUUAUAGGACUAGCGACUGCUGUUAUUUAUAAACUGUUUAUGACUACAGCACGAUCACAAAACCAAGCACAGUAA